AUGCCCUCCAGCAUCGUGAGAACAGCCCAGACAAAAAUGUUAAAGAACACUAAAAUCAAUCUCGAAGAAUGCGAGGAAGAUAUUGUUGUAUCAGAGGAUGUUCAAGUAAUCCCUUCAUUCAAGAAGAUGCAUCUGAAAGCGGAACUUCUUCGAGGGAUCUAUGAGUAUGUCGUACUUCUAUGCACUAGUGGUGAUUUGCAUUGUGACGUAUUAAUAACCCUCUUGUCUGCACAUGGGCGAGCAGGUUUCGAGAAACCGUCUUUGGUUCAACAGCGAGCCAUCGGUGAGAUAAUGAAGGGACGAGAUGUUGUGGUUCAGGCCCAAAGUGGAACAGGGAAAACGGCCACCUUUUGCAUUGGCACCCUGCAACGCAUGGAGUGUUCCAGGAAAGAAACGCAGGCUCUGUUCAUAGCGCCGACACGAGAACUGGCAUCGCAGAUCCACCAGGUUACAACUGCACUGGCCGAUUACCUGUCCGUCAAGUGUACCCUGUGUUGCGGUGGGAAGAAUAACGUCGGUGAGAUGACGAAAAGUGUUGAACGAGGGUCGCAGAUUGUUGUUGGCACUCCAGGUCGGCUAUUGGAACUCGUGCGAAACGGUUGCCUGAAGCUGUCGUUCCUUCGAGUGGUUGUUGUGGACGAGGCCGACGAGAUGCUGAACCAGGGCCUCCGCGAUCAACUGGAGCAGAUACUUCGACGUCUCCCCGCCCCUUCCUCGUCCUCCGUCGUAGAGUUUGAAGGUGAUAGUGGCAAUGCGGUGGUGAAGUCUCCCGUGCAAAAGGUUGUUGUUUCAGCCACCUGGACUUCGGGUUGUCGGGACAUGUUACAGCAGUUUUUGACCGAGCCUGUCUGCAUCCUCGUGCCUAGGGACGAGUUGAGCCUCUCGGGCAUAGCCCAGUACUACAUCAGCACUGGAGGCGAGGAGUGGAAAUUCGGCACGCUCACGGACAUCUUCGCGUCCACGUGCGUCGCCCAGACGGUGGUGUUCGUGAGGACCAGGCGCAAGGUCGACUGGCUGUCGGAGCGACUGCGCAACGACGGUUUCGCUGUGACCGCCGCCCACGGCGACAUGGACCAGGCGACAAGGGACCAUGUGAUGAAGCAGUUUCGUGCGGGCCGCAGUCGAAUCCUCGUCACCACGGAUAUAUGGGCACGCGGAAUCGACGUCCAAACUGUCGGCUUGGUGAUCAACUAUGACUUGCCCCAGACGGCUGCCAUGUACCUUCACCGGAUCGGACGAUCUGGUCGCUUUGGUCGUCGUGGGCUCGCCAUCAGUUUCGUGUCCGACUCUGCGGACAUGUGUCACCUCAAAAACAUCGCCAGGAUUUACAGUAUUUCUAUUGACCCCGCACCAGCGAAUCUUGCGGAGCCAGAAGUAAUUCUUAAUGCAAAGAAGCAGUUCCCUCAAGCUGCAGCCCCAUCGGUUGAAGUGGCUCCAGGUAAAGAGCAAGAAAAAUCGACGUCAAGUGGUUCGAUAUCCGCAUCGCGAAAGAGGAAGAUGAGGUUGAAGAGGAAUCGGCUAAAACGGCGCAAGGUGACUGCGAAGAAACAGAUGGUGGAGAAGGUGUGCCCUUCUCCUCAUUAG
Mesocestoides corti is the source of this 1584-nucleotide messenger RNA. The record is from the annotation of a GenBank genome assembly. Lineage: Eukaryota; Metazoa; Platyhelminthes; Cestoda; Cyclophyllidea; Mesocestoididae.